Molecule: messenger RNA, 1875 nt
Organism: Diaporthe amygdali
Lineage: Eukaryota; Fungi; Ascomycota; Sordariomycetes; Diaporthales; Diaporthaceae
Product: RNA binding protein
Exons: 4
Coding region: 1-1875 (624 amino acids)
Molecular function (GO): RNA binding; 3'-5'-RNA exonuclease activity
Source: RefSeq, a predicted model, not a curated record
AUGGCUGCACUCCCUCCAGCUCCGUUGAAUGUCGACCGCUAUGUUGUCAUUCAUGUGGCCACCACCUGCGACGAACACGGCGUUUAUGUGACUAAAGAUUCGGCAGAGGUGAUCGAGAUUGGGUGGAUCUUGGUGGACGCGAAGACACUCGAGGAGCUGCAUCACGAAAGCGUCCUGGUCAAGCCUAUCAACACCCCCAUCACCCCUCUAUGCACGAGCCUGACCACCUUAACAUGGGAGCACGUUAGGAAUGCCGGGACGUUCAGGGAUGCAAUUAACCGUUUCGAUACCUUCGCCUCCGAGCAUCUUAACUCGCAGAACCUCGACUUCGUCUUCGUAACUCUGGAUGCUUGGGACCUCCGUGUUCAGCUACCACGAGAAGCCCGCGACAAAGCCGUUGUGCUCCCUCCGUACCUCCAGCACUCUCGGACUUUCGAUUUGCGAACCGAAUACCAGAGAUGGCAGCAGCACCACCCCGAAUGCUUGGCCUUCGGCCCAUCGUCGCUGGCUAAUAUCUGUGCGGCUCUUGAGGUCGAGGCCGUGCAAUCGAGUGCUCCCAUCAAGCACAAUCUGCCUUUCCAUCUUCAGGCGCUGGCCCCUGCCUCGCCUCGCAGAGCUAUGGACGAGGCUAUCACCCUCGCUCGUGUUCUCCGCGGUCUGGUCCGGAAGUCCCAGCCUCCCAAUGAGCAUCCUGACGUGCUCACUCGGCCCAUGGAUGCCCGUGCGGACGUGAGGGCCUUCCUCUCGGAACGCAGCAAGGUGCUCCACAUGUCGGGCCUGCCCCACGACACGACCCAAUCUGAACUCGAGAGCUGGUUUACCCAAUUCGGUGGCCGCCCCAUCGCCUUCUGGACUCUUCGCACGCCCGAGCAGCACAAGCCCACGGGCACUGGUUUCGCAGUCUUCUCAUCCCAUGAGGAAGCGGCUGAGAGUCUGUGUAUGAAUGGACGAGCUCUCAAUGAGAAAGCCAUCGAGGUUUCCCCAUCCUCGAGCCGAGUGCUGGAUCGGGCCCAGGAGAUAUUAACCCCGUUCCCGCCGAGCAAAAACCGACCUCGACCUGGAGACUGGACCUGCCCUAGUUGUGGAUUCUCUAACUUUCAGCGUCGCACGGCAUGCUUCCGCUGCUCGUACCCGGCGGUCAGUGCUGGCCCGACGGGUGACAUGGGCUAUGGUGGCUACGGUGGAGGUGGCGGCGGAGGCGGUGGUUACGGGCCACCAGCGAUGAUGGGCCCACCGCACCACGGUGGCGGUCACCACCAUGGACAUAUGGGCCACGGCGGCGGCGGCCGCAUGGGAGGCAGCGGUGUUGUUCCUUUCCGUGCCGGAGACUGGAAAUGUGGCAACGAAGUCUGCGGAUACCACAACUUUGCCAAGAACGUGUGCUGCCUCCGCUGCGGUGCCAGCCGCGCAGGUGCUGCCAUUGUUGCCGACUCGGGCUACCCGACUCCGAUGGACACUCCAUCCAGCUACAUGAGCCAAGCGUCCAUGGGCGGCACACCUGGACCCGGACCCUUCGGAUCGGGAGGCGGAUUCAACUCUGGAGGUGGUUACGGCCAGCAGUUUGGCGGCCCGCCCAGCACCUAUGCGUUGCCAUCCGGGAUUGGCGGCGGCGCAGCACCUUACCCUUCCCUGAACACCCACUUCGGUCCUGGCCCUGGUGCGCACUCUGCCGGGCCAUUUGACAGCCGUGCUGCCGAAGCUGCCUUCCAGUCGGCCCAGAACGGCCCCGCUUCUGCUGGGCCCUCCAACAACUUCUACUCCACUGGAGAGAGCGACCCUUUCGCCUUUCUGUCGAGCGGAAUUGGCGGCCUUUCUGUCAGCGGCGGGGACCCCCGCCAGAAUGGUGGCGGAGCUCCUAGCAAGUCGCCUGCCUAA